Emys orbicularis (European pond turtle) is the source of this 1170-nucleotide messenger RNA. RefSeq names its product HEN methyltransferase 1 (gene HENMT1). Gene Ontology annotation, molecular function: O-methyltransferase activity; RNA methyltransferase activity. The record is from RefSeq and is a predicted model, not a curated record. Gene Ontology annotation, cellular component: cytoplasm; nucleus. Gene Ontology annotation, biological process: piRNA processing; siRNA processing; RNA methylation. The coding region runs from base 7 to 1170 and encodes 387 amino acids. The transcript has 6 exons. NCBI's taxonomy places the organism in Eukaryota, Metazoa, Chordata, Testudines, Emydidae.
GACAGUAUGAUGGAUAUGAAUCUUCAAAAGGAUGAUCUCACAGGAACAAUUAAGUUCAUACCUCCCCUGUACAAACAACGUUACCAAUUCAUUAAAGAUUUAGUGAUUAAAUACAAACCUAAGAAGGUUGCAGACUUGGGAUGUGCUGACUGUACAUUACUCUGGAUGCUGAAAUUCUGCCAAUGCAUUGAGGUGCUAGCUGGGCUAGAUAUCAGGGAGAAUGUGAUGAAGGAGAAAAUGCAUAGGUUGUCUCCCCUUCCUGCUGAUUAUCUGCAACCAAGUGAAAGAUCUCUAACUGUGACCCUGCAUCAUGGCUCAGUUGCUCAUAAAGAUCCUUGCAUGCUUGGUUUUGACUUGGUAUCGUGCAUUGAAUUAAUAGAGCACCUGGAAGCAGCAGAACUGGAAAAGUUUCCAGAAGUGGUAUUUGGUUUUAUGGCUCCAGCCAUGGUUGUAAUCAGCACUCCAAACUCAGAAUUUAACCCUUUGCUCCCAGGAGUGACACUGUUCAGACAUUCAGACCAUAAAUUUGAAUGGGACCGAGCACAAUUUCAAAGUUGGGCAGUAGCUGCAGCUACUAGCUAUGAUUAUACAGUGGAAUUUACUGGACUUGGGACCCCACCACCUGGAACUGAGGAUGUUGGGUUUUGUACCCAAAUAGGUGUGUUUGUGAGAAAAUAUCCAAAGAAUGGUGAAACUGUUAACUCUGAGAAACACACGGAACAUGCUUACAAAACUGUUUUCAAGGCAGUGUACCCAAGUCUUAAAGAUGAAAAGUACCUGCAGAAUGCAGUGGUCAGUGAAGUUCUUUUCAGAGCAGACAUCAUUAAAAGACGACUACUGGGCAAUUUCAAGUCUGAGUGGAAGGAGCAUAGUGAUGGCCUUGAGACAAAAUUCAAAUUCCAGCCAUUUAAAUAUUUCAUGAGGUGUUCAAAGAACCUUUCUCUAGCUGAAACUGAAAAACUUGCUGCUGAUAGAAGCAUGGAGCCAUUCAUUGAUGGAAACACAGUUUAUAUACCUCUGGCAAAAAUCUUUUCUAUUCCCAAAGUGAAUCAACUUUGUGGCACCUUUGAGAAGUUAAGCAAGCUUAUUGCUGGCAAAGUAGCACUGAGCAAUGAUGGUUCUGCUGUGAUAGUCACUAUCGAAUAUGAAAAUGAAGAACAAGAGAAUUAG